GCACUGAUCGUGGCGACAUUAACAUCAGUUAGAGCAGUAUGGCAAGUUCAUUCGUUCUCUCCUCUGUAGCAAAAAGGCUCGAAGGGAAGGUGGCCUUGAUCACCGGCGGGGCGAGCGGCCUCGGCGAGUGCACCGCCAAGCUGUUCGCCCGCCUCGGCGCUCGAGUAGUCGUGGCGGAUAUCCAAGACCACAAAGGCCGCGUCCUGUGCGACUCACUCGGCCCGGACACCGCCUCCUACGUCCACUGCGACGUCACCAAGGAGUCCGACGUGGCAAGCGCCGUCGACGCAGCCGUCGCCCGGCACGGGAAGCUCGACGUCAUGUUCAGCAACGCCGGCGUCGCGGAACCGAGGCAGAAGUCGUUCCCAGACUGCGAGGUGGAUGACUUCCAGCGGUUGAUGUCGGUGAACGUGACGGGGGUGUUCCUGGCCACCAAGCACGCGGCGAGGGUGAUGACGCCGGCGAGGCAGGGGAGCAUCGUAAUCACCGCGAGCACCGCGUCGACUAUUGCAGGAUUGAUGCCGCACGCAUACACGUGCUCGAAACACGCGGUGGUGGGGCUGAUGAAGAGCGCGGCGGCCGAGCUGGGCAAGCACGGGAUUCGGGUCAACUGCGUGUCGCCGCACGGGGUGGCGACGCCGCUGGCGAUGGCAUUGCUUGACUUAGACAAGGAGGCCUUUGAGGCCACGAUUGAGAGGUCGGCCAACCUGAAAGGGGUGAGGCUGGGAACGGAGGACGUGGCGGAGGCGGUGGCGUACCUCGCCGGCGACGAGUCCAGGUACGUGAGCGGCGUCAAUCUGCUGUUGGACGGAGGCUUCACCAUCGCCAAGGGAUUGGCGUAGAUGGAGCCGAAGCUACCCAGAAUGAAUUUCUCCAUCACUAGAUGCUCAUGCAGGACCUCUUCCGAUAUUUAUCUAAAAUAAUAUUAUCGGAGUGGUUGCUAUAUAAAAAUCGGGCUAAAGUUCAGUGCAGCCCUAAAAUAAUAUUAUCAGAAAUAGUUGUUAUAU
Zingiber officinale is the source of this 1007-nucleotide messenger RNA. RefSeq names its product momilactone A synthase-like. Bases 39 to 842 code for a protein of 267 amino acids. The record is from RefSeq and is a predicted model, not a curated record. The transcript has 2 exons. NCBI's taxonomy places the organism in Eukaryota, Viridiplantae, Streptophyta, Magnoliopsida, Zingiberales, Zingiberaceae.